Molecule: messenger RNA, 4281 nt
Organism: Neodiprion virginianus
Lineage: Eukaryota; Metazoa; Arthropoda; Insecta; Hymenoptera; Diprionidae
Exons: 2
Coding region: 73-1506 (477 amino acids)
Source: RefSeq, a predicted model, not a curated record
GAAAUACUACGCCUAGGUGUAAAUAUUUAAUACAUAAGUCGUGGGCUAAGGAGAAGUUCAGACAUUCGUGCGAUGCUACCAGUCGCGAUGAAGCUGGUUUUGCGAUUAUUUUUACUCAGCAGUGUUGUUUAUAGUCAAAAAGUACCAUUCAUUGAGUUACCAGCUUUGGACUCAGGAUACCAUGUCCAUCUCGGCAAAGAAUUUAUCUCGGAAAUGGAAUGUAUCAAAAAAUUGGACAGUGUUUUAAAGGCUAGAUGGACAGAGGAUUUGAACCAAAUCCCAACAUCAGACCUUGGCAAUCUUCCUACGUACCCGUGGGAAGAUAAAGAAUCAAUCUACGCGAAGUACAACACGUUAGAAGACGAAUGGCUAAUGGAGGGAGGUUUGCCAGAAGAAAAAAUAAAUCGAUGCAUUAAAAAGAUUGUAUCCGACGUGAUGGUUCCUUUGACGAAUCAAGAUGAGCUCGAUUGUGUCGCAAAAUUGCUUUCCACCCAUACCAUAGAAGAGACUUAUCAUCAACGUCAUUUUGAAGAUUUAGUGAACACUUCGUCCGCGGAACAACUGCCGUUUCGUAAGUUUAUUAACUUCCCCGAGAUCGUCGAUCUUAUUUUUCAAAAUAGACAACCCAGCUCUUGGACUAGCCUAGAACGACUUGUAUACGCACAUACGAUGGGUUACGUGCUUACGGAUACAGACAGAAAUCGUCGCAACUACUUUACAACUCAGAAUUGCGAUUGGGUAAAUUUAAAAGCCCUCCAAGAGGCGCCGAGUGAAGUGUCAAAGCUAGACGAGUUUUCGUCACAAGUGCGUCACACGGUUAAUAAGCAACUAGCCGGGAAGUUGGUGAAAUAUUGGAACUUGAAUGCAAUUCUACCAACGGACAGAUAUGAACUCUGGAAGCAAACCCGAGAAAAUAUGACGAUUAUGCUAAAAAUGGAAGUCGAAAGGCUUAGUAAUGAAAUACGCGAUCCUCAAUGGUUAUGCGAAUACGCCACGAAACUGGCGACAAACUUCAUGGAGAUGCAAUCGAAUAUUUUGCUAACCGAAGGACCGCCUAUACGUUUGAAAUCGUCAGACCUCGCGUCAAGAUCCAGAAGAAUUGAGGAGGCUUUGGCAGAGCUGAAUGACACGCGACAUUCUGAGAUAAGGAAUCGAGUGAAGAAUAUUGCCGACGAACAGGAAAAUGGGACAAGGUGUUUAUCUGCGUUUCUUCAUUUGGUACAAAAUCAUAGAAGAUAUCAGCUUGCUUCAACAUUUGUAGAUGAGGAGUACGCGUAUCCGGAGAUAUUUUGUAAAAGUGGCCUCAAGAAUCCAGGCCUGAUUCAAUUCACUUUCUGCAAUUGUGUUGGAAGUUUUUGUGUUUCGCAUUCCUUGGCUGCCCUCUUUGCGGAAGAAUAUGUUCUUGUAAAAGGAUCGGAUGGCAUCUAUAAAGUUGUACGGAGUGGAAUUAUGAGUAAACGGAAGGUUACACAUUGCCAUACUUUGGGAAAUUCUAACAGGAAUUAAAAGUUACAUUUUACGCACUGCAAGUCUAACUUUCUUCUCCGAUACAUGAACCCGAACUCUUGAUCCGAAAUAUCGACCAAUCCUUGUAGUUUGUUUUUUGAAAUCUCAUCUGGUUAAUUUAAUUAAUAACGAAAUAUAUGUAUAAAUGUUCACUAAAUUUACUACAGAAAAUCUACUAUGUGUUACUAUUUUUAUUGAUUAUGUUCACUCGUAAUCUGUUGUUUUUUUGUUACUUUUGCGCCAGUUUUAUGUUGAUACAACAAUGAAUUAAUGUUAAUGCCUUAUUUGACCAAAAAAUUGCGGUGAGCUAAAAAUAUAAUACAUUUAUCGUUGGUAUAACUAGAAAAUAUAGUACUUACUGACAACUAUAAUCACACUAAAUAGUUUCUUGUACCAAAUUUUACUGUAAUUUUUAAAAUGAUUGAUGCAAAAUUUUUUAGCAUCUGUAAAGAAUAAAAAAUUUUUCACUGCAAUCCAAAGAACUUUACCUAUGAUGUUAAUAGCUUGGAAAUACUGGAUGUAGAAUUCUUUGCAAGAAUUAUAGUGAAUCAUUUAUCAAUACAUAUUAAUUAAAUGCUGUAACGGCCGUUUUCUAGCAGAUGGUGGUAAUUGUGGAACUGUAUGUUUUUAACACAAAGUUUUUGACAAGUUUAUAUACUUGAAUAGAUAGAAUAUGCAAAGCAUUCAAGAAUUCUUUUAUUUUCAAAUUCAAAAGUGUAUCUUGAGUGCGUGAAACAGAUGAAUGUAUGUUCAACGUAUAUUGUUAUUUAUAUUUUAUGAAAUAGCGAAUAAUAACCUGUAACGAAUCAUUUGUAAACAAUCGACAUUUUGUAUUAUCAGAACACUGUCCGAAGAAUGGUAAACAAAUGAAAUAGACCGUAACAUAUAAUUAUUUCUACUAAUUCCGAGCUCGCGAAAUAUUGUUUUUAUUCCAGAACGUUCCGCUACGUUAACGUUCGAAGUUCAACAUUGUGAUGGAAUUGGAAUAUGACGAAAAGGAAUACACAACUAUUCUUCUAUAUCUUUAUUGUUAUAAAAAAAAAGGUAAGAAAAUACAUGGAAGCUACCGUCAACUUUCACGUGCCCUAUGCUCAUAAAUAUAAGCAAAGUUCCGCCUUAGAAAUGUGCUCAUUCUCAUUUGGAUUUUCAUUUUCAUUGGAUAUAAAACGUCAUUUAUGAUUUUUCCUGAUUUGUCAAAUUGUAUAGUAAAAUCAAGACGGUAGUUGGAAUAUUAACGUAAAAUUAUUGUCUGAAUACAGCGUCCAACCUGAUAGAAGCACACAACCUUUAUCCAUUGGAAUCGGCUAAACCUUUGAGUAUAGGGAAAAACAUGAAAAAAUGAUGAUACAUUCAUUUUCCAUACAUAGAAAUAUACACCCUAUGGACCAUAUACAGUUGAACUUCCGACUUCUAAUUUUCCGACUUUUCUUUAUUGGAUUGACGUCGGGUGCAUUUGGUAUGUGAGCUGAACCUCAAUUCUUCUGGCGCUAAAUUUACCGCUUUUUGAAAAGAAAGCUUUGAUGGGCAUUACAAGGCAUUACCAUCUGAUCCUUGGCACGAUUCUAAAUUCGGCACGUCUUGCCUGCAGUAUAUACUGAAAAAAGUGGCUUUGUUCAGCCGGCCGUUUUUAGUAGUAAAUAAUCGAGGUCAAGCAUUUACGGCUAGAGUUCCUGAACCCCUCAGAGUAGUGCCAAUUACCUGAAUGGCGAAGGACAUCAACACUCGCUUUGAGAGUUUUGUAGUUUAAUAAUGAUCAAGUUCACGUUUUUUGCAUACUUGGCUCUGCAGCAGUUAUUACGUAGAUUAUCGAUAAUGUCAUGGCUAUGCGGCAUAUUACUAUAAUUCACAUUUCAAAAUAAGUUUUGAAAUAUUUUAUUGGUUAUAGUGAAGGUUCCUAACUAAAUUGUAGUUGUUUAUAAAAAUAAUCGAAUACAACUUAAUGUACCUAUCGAUAAAGCUGGAACCUCAAAUGUAUAGGUACGUAUAUCAGGAAGUGGGAUAACACUAAUUAAAUAAAUGUUUGACAACAGGUCGGUUGUAGUGCACAAAAAAAAUAAAAAAUUUUCUACGUUAUACAAUUUAUUCAACUUCUUGUAAAAUUCAAAUUUGAGAAUACGAUUAAAGUUUCGUUUCAACACAAUAAAUAUUUUACUGGCAAUAAAACUCCGUACAUCAAUAAUUCGAAUAAAAGUACACAUUGUUGUAUCAUCAUUUUUCACUCUGCAACGUACAAAAAGUUGGAAGCAGAAACUGACCAAUUUUAAAGUUUGAUUCCUUCUAACUUGUCAUUGCUUGAUAUAGAAAAAAAAUCGACGCACUCCAUCGAUCGCAUUUAUAGCUCCAGAUAAAUUUCGAAGCAUACCAUAUAUACAACCGUAAACUCAUAGAUAACUGUAUACAUAUAUGUAUAUUCUUUGAAUUAAAUUUACACUAGUCAAUACAGAUUGAGUACAAAGUUUCUGGUUUACGAUUAGAAUAAUAGUUUUCUCUGUGUUUUGGAGUAUUGACAUUGCUUUCCACCACUUUUGGUUUUCUCACUGACGCACUUAUAAUUAUGGGAGAUUUUUCUUCUGAAAAUGGAUAUAGUUGCAACAGCGUUAUGGACUGCAAUCUCAUUUCUCAGAAUCGAACGUGUUUUACAGUAACUAGUAAGUAUACUCUACGAAUCUGUUACAAUGAUAAAGUUUGACAUUCUAUCGUUUGGAUGUCAUCGACCAGUGCAUUUUUAAUAUAGAAGAGAAAAUAUGUGACAUUGAACAUAUUUUCGGUAGAUGA